Messenger RNA from Eptesicus fuscus (big brown bat), 3210 nucleotides. It is a transcript of the gene TMC3, whose product is annotated as transmembrane channel like 3. Lineage: Eukaryota; Metazoa; Chordata; Mammalia; Chiroptera; Vespertilionidae. The record is from RefSeq and is a predicted model, not a curated record. The transcript has 22 exons. Bases 1 to 3210 code for a protein of 1069 amino acids. Gene Ontology annotation, cellular component: plasma membrane. Gene Ontology annotation, molecular function: mechanosensitive monoatomic ion channel activity.
AUGACACCCUCCAGGGCGUCCCAGCGCCCCAGAGGCACCCGGAGAAAUGCCAGCCAGCACUACCUGUGCCCGGAGUCCCUGCUGCUCAGCGGCGGGGAGGACGGCCUGCCUGCCGACGUGGGGGUCAGCAGCGACCCCGAGCGGAUCUUCCAGAGCCUGCAGUUCCAGAAGGACCUCAUGGCCAACAUCCGCUGCCGGCCCUGGGCCAUGCGCCAGAAGCUGCGGGCGCUCCGGCGGGCGAAGGAGAUCGUGCUGCGGUUCGAGGGGCGGCUGACCAGGACCCGCGGCUACCAGGCAGCGGGCGCGGAGCUCUGGCGGAAGUUCGCGCGCCUGGCCUGUAACUUCGCGGUGCUCUUCAUUCCCUGGGAGACGAGGAUCAAGAAGAUCGAGAGUCACUUUGGCUCCGGCGUGGCCUCCUACUUCAUCUUCCUGCGGUGGCUCUUUGGGAUCAACAUCGUGCUCACGGUCAUGACGGGGGCUUUUAUCGUGGCCCCAGAGCUCAUCGCAGGCCAGCCCUUCGGAAGCACCGCCAGCAAGAGCAUCCCCGCGGCCCAGGCCGCCUCCGCCCAGGACCUGGACACCGUCUGGUCCCUGGGGGGCUACCUCCAGUCCUCCGUCCUCUUCUACGGCUUCUACGGCCGCGAGCGGCGGAUCGGGAGAGCGGGCUACCGGCUGCCCCUGGCGUACUUCCUGGUGGGGAUGGCCGUGUUCGCCUACAGCUUCGUCGUCCUCCUGAGGAAGAUGGCCAAGAACUCCCGCAUGAGCCUCGCCAGCGCCUCCAGCGACAACUACACCUUCUGCUGGAGGGUGUUCUGCGCCUGGGACUACCUCAUCGGGAACCCCGAGGCCGCCGAGAGCAAGGCGGCCGCCAUCGUGAACAGCAUCCGGGAGGCCAUCCUGGAAGAACAGGAAAAGAAGAAGAGCAAAAACCUGGCGGUGACCAUCUGCCUGAGGGUUGUGGCCAACAUCCUGGUACUGCUGUCGCUGGCGGGGAGCAUCUACCUCAUCUACUUCGUGGUGGAGCGGUCGCAGCGGCUGGAGCAGUCCAAGAAGGAGCUGACGCUCUGGGAGAAGAACGAGGUGAGCGUGGUGGUCUCCCUGGUGACCAUGAUCGCGCCCUCGGCCUUUGACCUCAUCUCCGCCUUGGAGAUGUACCACCCGCGGACCACGCUGCGCUUCCAGCUGGCCAGGGUGCUGGUGCUGUACCUGGGGAACCUCUACAGCCUCAUCAUCGCCCUCCUGGACAAGGUCAACAGCAUGAGCACCGAGGAAGCUGCCACCGGUGGUAACAGGAGUCACUGGCUGGGGGCCCCGGUGCCCCCCACCCCCAGGACGGCCCCCGAGGGGGAGAAGUGGCCCGCGCUGGGGCCGGGGCUCGGGAGGAACGGCUCGUGGGCCCCCGCGUACGCCUCUGCGCUCUCAGCGGCCAACCGGACGGCCAGCACCCCGAGCCUGCAGGACCAGUGCUGGGAGACCUACGUGGGGCAGGAGAUGCUCAAGCUGUCCAUCAUCGACAUGCUCUUCACCGUGGCCAGCGUCCUGCUCAUCGACUUCUUCCGUGGCCUCUUCGUCCGGUACCUGAGCGACUACUGGUGCUGGGACCUGGAGCGCAAGUUUCCUGAAUACGGGGAGUUCAAAAUCGCGGAGAACGUGUUGCAUUUGAUCUACAACCAAGGGAUGAUCUGGAUGGGCUCCUUCUUCUCGCCGUGUCUCCCCGCCUUCAACGUCCUCAAGCUGAUCGGGCUCAUGUACCUGCGGAGCUGGGCUGUGCUCACCUGCAACGUGCCCCACCAGCAGGUCUUCCGGGCGUCCAGGUCCAACAACUUCUACCUGGCCAUGCUGCUGUUCAUGCUGUUCCUGUGCAUGCUGCCCACCGUGUUCGCCAUCGCGCGCUACCGGCCGUCCCUGCACUGCGGGCCCUUCAGCGGGCAGGAGAAGAUCUACGACGUGGUGGCGGAGACGGUGGCCGACCUGCCCGCCUGGUGCGGCGCGGUGGUGGGCUACGUGAGCAGCCCCGUGGUGAUCCUGCCCGCCGUGCUGCUGCUCUUCAUGCUCAUCUACUACCUGCAGAGCAUCGCCCGGUCCCUGAGGCUCAGCAACCGCCAGCUCCGCAUGCAGAUCCAGAACGCGAGAUCUGAAGAUAAGAAGAAGGUUGCCCAGAUGGUAGAAGCCCGGAUCCAGACCCAGGAGGAGGGCCCCGCGAGGCUGCCCCGCGACGGGGACCCCGGCAGCCAGCCGCCCCAGGACAACGGCCACGCCGUCAGCGUUGACUCGCCCAGCAGCAAGAGAGGCCGGGGGGACACGGCCGCCCAGCCCGCGCCCCAGAGCCCCCCACCAGGGCCCGGCAGCCCCAGCGCCCUCCUCCCCGGCGCCCCCAGGUCCUGGCCGGAGCGCAGCGCCAGGAGGCGCCCCCGUGGUCCGCGGGCGGGCCCAGGCGACCGGCCCAGGAGCAGGCCCCGCGCCCCGGUGACGUCUGCAAAGCGCAUUGAGGAUGUUCACUCCGAACCGCUCUUCCCACGGGGCUGUGAGCGCAUGCGCCCGGGGGGCUCGGCCGCGGGGCCCCUUGCGCACAGGCCCCCCGCGCCCAGGUACCACCUGGUCACUGAGCGUGACGCCCACAAGACAGCCCACCCGACGCUCUGGCCGGAAGGACACUUCAUGGUCGACGCCUCCGGGGCCCUGGUGGAGGUGGAGGUGUGCCCCAGGAGCAUGCGCUGUGCGUCAGGGGCCCCCCGACUUGCAGGCUCCCCGGGGCUGAGUGACAGCGAGGAGGAGCCCCUGAGGGGAGGGCCGAGCCUGAGGCCUCUGCACCCCCGCUCCCUGGGCGGCCUGCCCGGGGCUCCCCACUUCUAUGUUGGCAACGGGUCGAGAAGCUGGGGCUGGGGGCACGCCCUGUCUUGGGACGAGGGUUUUGGGGGUCACCUCGACGCUCCGAGGUACGUGCAGAAGAAGCCACGCCCCCGGAACGCCCCGCACUCCCACCCCCCGCUGCGGCCCCGGGGGAACCCCCAGGUCCAGCCGCCCCUCGCGGAAUCGGACUCCCUGUCGGCGUCCAGCAGCGACCCCCAGGACAGCGGCGCCGACCAGUACCUGCAGGUCAGCCGCAGGCACGGCCGGCCGCCCAGGUGCGCGCGCCCCGGGGGCAGGAGCCAGGCCCCGGCGAGGCGGGAGCGCGCGGAUCUGAGCGGCCUGAUCUGCUCUCACGUCUAG